ACAAACGUAUGCAUGGUCUGACGAGUCUAGGUAUCUCUCCCAUCUUUUGUUUGUCGGUCCACAGUGCUCCGAAACUAGAGAUUCGGGUUUGCGAUGCAUUUGGUAAGUCACGAAUCAUGAAAACCUGCUGUAGAUGCUGUCGGACGACUCCACUCCGAAGAAACAAGCCACAUGAAAAAUACACGUGACUUUCCGCUCGGGAGUGGGAGGGUUUCGGAGCACUGCGCUCCUACCACCCCACAGCGGGGAAUCAGUCGCGACGAACGGAUGAGGGGUCCCAUAUCCACUGUAGGGAAACAGUCGUCCGAGAGACGCGGUGGUAUAUAUAUGAGCGCGUCGUAGAAAACAAUCGUAAACACAAACGUCAUCCUCCUUACUUCUCCUCAAGUAGUAGUCGAUCAUUGCAAAUAUGCCAGCAACAAACGGAACAAGCAACGGCACAACGCCAAAGUUCGUUGUUCCAACUGAAAUGAAGGCCAUUCGAUAUAACAAGAUCAAGGACUUCUCGCUUGUAACUAUGCCGGUUCCUGAGCCAAAGCCCCAUGAGAUUCUGAUCAAAGUGAAAUCUUGCGGAAUCUGCGGCACCGACUUACACAUUCACAACGGCGACUUUGAUUCUGCCAUGCCAGUCGUAACUGGCCACGAAACUAGCGGGAUCGUUGUGAAAAUCGGAGAGAAUGUGAAGGGAUUCAAGCUCGGUGAUAAGGUCACAGCAGACAACUCAGAGCUUUGCGGGUACUGCCAUUACUGCCGGCAAGGAAAGUUGCUGUAUUGCGAAAAUUUCCAAGCGCACGGUGUUCAUCUUGAUGGUGGCUUUGCCGAGUACUGCGCAUACCCCGCUGAAAAGUUGUUCCACUUUGAGAAUCUGUCAUGGGAGGAAGCUUCUCUUUUCGAGGCUGCGUCAUGUGCCGUUCAUGGCAUGGAUCGAAUCCGACCGGAGGUUGGAUCAAACAUCUUGCUCAUUGGCUCUGGUCCAACUGGUCUCUGUUUGGCACAAUUAUUGAAGGCAAAUGGUGGAGCGCAUAUGGUUUUGGCUUCGAAUGAAGGUCCAAAGAUGGAACUGGCCAAGAAGUUGAACUGUGCAGAUGAGUACGUCGAGUUGAGCCGAAAAGACCCAAGCAAGCAAUGGGCAGAUCUGAAGGCGAAGUACCCAUACGGAUUCGAUGUCGUUGUCGAAGCAUCUGGGUCCCAUGCAUUGCUUGAGAAGGCAAUCGACUAUUGCACGAGGGGAGGUAAGCUCAUAUAUUAUGGUGUCUAUGAGAAAGAGGCCUUGAUCAAGGUAGCUCCUAGCAGAGUUUUUGGCGAUGAGAUCACGAUGAUCGGAUCAUUCUCCGAGAUGUGGUGCUUGCCGCGUGCAGUGCAUUAUCUCGAAACUCGUAAAGUCGAUGUACGCGGGAUCGUGACGAAUACAUACAAACUUGAGAACUUCGGCGAGGCGCUGGAUGCCAUCCGAAAUAAGACGUGCAUCAAGGCAGCUAUUACCUUUGAUUAA
Molecule: messenger RNA, 1492 nt
Organism: Mollisia scopiformis
Lineage: Eukaryota; Fungi; Ascomycota; Leotiomycetes; Helotiales; Mollisiaceae
Product: putative sorbitol dehydrogenase
Exons: 4
Coding region: 410-1492 (360 amino acids)
Molecular function (GO): oxidoreductase activity; zinc ion binding
Source: RefSeq, a predicted model, not a curated record